Messenger RNA from Trypanosoma grayi, 375 nucleotides. RefSeq lists its product as hypothetical. Bases 1 to 375 code for a protein of 124 amino acids. NCBI's taxonomy places the organism in Eukaryota, Euglenozoa, Kinetoplastea, Trypanosomatida, Trypanosomatidae. The transcript has a single exon. The record is from RefSeq and is a predicted model, not a curated record.
AUGUCACCCACAAACCCCCAGCUGGCCCUCAUGGACGUGGAAGGGAUGACGGGCAUGACCGCUCCCAGGGCGUUCGUCGAACAUUGCGGACGGACCCCGUUUUCGUUCGAGUACAGACCGAAUUUCAGUGCGCAGGUCAAUCGAGCCAAGGGCAUAUUAACAGUCAAGCACGGUGAACUUACCUUUUCUCUGGAGAAUUGUGCAAAAAACAGUUUCGUUUCUUUACGGCACCCCACGGUGCCUUUUAACAUGCCAAAGAACAAGAACUUUCUUAAGGCUUUUGACGAUGCACGGGCGACCUUUCGAACUGAGUGGAUGGCACUGGAAGAAAGCAAGUCAAUACUGUAUCAGCAGUAUGAAAUAGCAAGGACAUAA